CAUUCAUUGCACACAUAUUCCAAAAUAUUUUCUUACAUUGUUACUGUAAAAUUCAUGUAAUCAAUGUUUUGGGAAGGCAGUGCCAAACUUCGCGCUUGAGUAGAGUAACCAACUUUGAACUCAACAUUCUGCCCUAAGGCGAGUUGAUGAACUUGUGAAACAAAAACAACUAAAUAAGCAGCAGUUCCCUGACUGUACCCCAGUACACGUUCAAUAAGAACGCUUCAUUAGCUUACAAAGAUUUCUUUGCAUUCAAACUUAGAAUACAAAAGGUUUUGGAAAGCAGAGGAGGGGGGGGGGAUACAACUCCAGUUUGGUCAACGAUUUGUGAACAAGCAGCGAUCGAAACUUGGAUCUCGAGCUAUCAAGUUAAGAAUACGACGGAAACAAGAGAUGGUAUUGUGGUGCGUCUAACGUAUCCACCCAAUGCAUUCAUGCGAGGAAACUUGGUGAUUAACCUCUUCAGACAAAACCGAUUUGACAGAACUGCACGACACGAUCGAUCUCCAGGUUAAAUACAUCGCCACUAUAUGGGAAUCUCAAAUGAAAGACAAUUCCAUUGUUGACUACAUACACUGCUAGUCAUUUAUAAACUCUACACUAAUCAAAACAGUGCAGGAAAUCAAGUUCACAGUCAAGUAUUUCGUCUCUUCAAACUGAACGUCUCUAAUGUUUGUAGUUCUGGGGUGAUACUUUCCAAAGAAAUAAAUCUGUGCGUGUAAAUUGCCUGCUUCCUCUGAUUGUGUACUGAAGGAGAUCAACAGAUGGACGUGUUAAAAGUCAAAUGUCUGAUGUAGACGUGAGAUGUUUAUUUCAAAGAUGCUCCUAAAAUAACGCCUUUCUUCUUGUUCUAUGGAUAUGCUAGACAAACAGAACAUGGAGGAAAAAACAGAUUCUUUUAUUCAGUUACAAGGGAACUAUUUCAUCAUGGACUCUGAGCAGCUGGUCUCCAAACCUUUCCGAGAGUUGCAGCUGGAGGCGGUGAAUGAUGCCCACAAGAAGAGCUCCAUGACCGAGAAGCUGACCACAGUGAAGAACAACAUCUGUGAGAAACAUUUCGUGAUGGCCAAGGGAAGGUUAGAGAGACAGAAGAUGACUAGACUCAAACAGCUGCAUGACAACUCCAACAAACUUCGUCAGGAGGUGAAACUGUUCAACUUGGACAGACAACGUCAUCACGUGGAGGUCAAGAAACGGUUACAGCCUGACAGGGAUUACAGCUAUGACGACACAGUAGUCCUCAAUAUGGAGCGAAGGCUCGGGGCUAACAUAGCUUCAGGUUACCUGGAUAAGAAACUCAAAUACCCUAUCCGACUAAGAUCAAUAAACGAUAUCAGAGUCACCCCAGUGGUCAAAAAGGCCAGAGAAUGUCUCCAGCAGCAUGUCACUCAAAGGACAAUCGAGACAACACUCCGGGCCAGUCCACAGAGAUCACACACAGCAAGGAGCACAGCUACUUCCAUCCCCAGUGCCUUGUACCAGAGAAGAAACUCGCGAUCUGCUCCAACUACUUCACGCCCGUCUGAUCAACUACAGACAGCACUGCCCAAUAUCCAGCAACACCGAAGCCUUACCAGCAGGCAGGAGCAGCGUCCGCAGACAAAAGUGAAAUUUUCUUUGAAGAAUCCACCAGAGGAUCAGCUAAUGUCAAGACAAAUGACGCGAGCCAACACUUUUAAUUCCGGCAUUAGCUUACCUCAAACUACACAGAGCAAUGAUUUCUCAGAAGAAGACGACCUCGACGAAGAUCCAGAUCUACCUGAUUACAUCGAUCUCCGCGAACUGUUUCACGGCAACGUCACCCUGCGACAAGACAACAGCGUCCAACUUCCCAUGUCUGCUAGUCGCUCGGUGAACAAUGCAGCAGCGACAUCAGCUAGAAGGACUCCCGGGUCUCCGCCAAAGUUAACCACAGACAUGCUGCAGUUGGAGAUGGAUCAGAUCAACUCGAAAAUUAACACGUUCAUCAAAACUCUGUCGGAGUCACGUGGUAAGGCCAACAGUGACGAGGACAGUGAUGACGGCUUCAUGGACAGCAUCAGCCAUAAACUGAUCAAAUUUCCAUCGAACGUGUUCCAGGGUCACCACAAAGAAAUCAGCAACCUCAGAAGCACACCGGGUAAAUCAAGCAAACCUGACCCAGCACCACCCCUCAGUACAGAAGAUCAAUUCACCUCUCAACUACUUCCGUCGGAAGUCACUGACGCUUCACUAACUAGCCGCGAAGAGGUGAUCGAACCUGCAAAGGCAGCCCAAACUCCCAGAUACUCGUGGCAGUUCAUUCGAGGACACCUGCGGGAGCGAGAGAAAAGUGACCAGAAUACAGAGGAGCUGGUCCUACAGGCGUUGACCGGUAUUCCAAUCAGCAAUUCCAUGCACACCCACGUCCCCCUGCACACAGCCUCCAGGGCUCUGCGCCACACCUCCACAUUCAAGAUGCACAAGAUAGUGGAGAAGCUGAUACAGGAGAGGACUAGGUAUGAGCGCCUUCAAGUGGAAGAGCUGAAGAAGCAGAUGGUAGCAGAAGAAGCACAACCAGCGGAAGGUGAGACUGUUGCGGAGUCCAUGGAAGAGGCUAAAAUGGAGUGAACAUAUUUUUGUUUUUUCAAACUUAAUAGUACUUCAUGAUUUCUCAUGUGUGACUCACAGACUCUCGUGUUCCUGUUAAUAAAUAUACCUCGGGUUUGAAGUGGACAAGAAAUACAAAAGAAAAAACAAAUUCAGAAUUCAAAGCGCUAAUGAAAAAAACUUGAAGGAUAGGAGCAAAAUGGUGAAACAUCACGUGACUCCUGUCUAAAAAUUUGAAUAAAAAUUCCAUCCUCUUCGAACUUAACUUUUCUGUAAGCAGCCCAGCGCAUGACCACUCAUUCAAUAUAGUAAGAUAAACCAGCUCAUCGAUAUGGAUAUAUGCUUUUUGGUAUUUCAAAUCAUCCAGGGGAUUAAUAUGAAGUUUGCUAAUCGAGGGAUGUUGUCGAGUUGUAUGAGUGUCUUGUAGGUCUUCAGCUUCCUUUUGACUAGUGAGGCACAGGAUGUUUGUGUGACCAACAGUCUACGAGUGUGAGUUGACCAGCGUACUGACCAACCAACAUUUACAUCCAAUUCUGAGUGUACAUUUGUAUUGCUUUCAAAUUGGAAUUACUCAUGUUUAGGAUCAACUUCGAGGCUUGGAUAUGACAUUUCCGCUUUAUUGUAAGUGUGAAGUCAUGACUAUAUCAAGUUUAUGUUCAGCUUGAAAGAAGACAUAAUGACAAUAGAGUUCUCAAGCUGUUGCUAGUAGUGGCUCAGCGGUCCAGCGCGGCGUAGUCAUAAAACUGCUGGUUGGUCACAUUUGAAUAACGAGCCGGGUCAAAAACAUUUUGUUUGGCUAGUGGCACGAACUGACGGUACCACAAUCUCGAUAUACACACGUGGGGGCAUCGUGCACGUGAACAUAUCUGCAUCAGAUGGUGACACGAUGGGUGGAAGGUCUAUGCCAAGUGCUUCCAAAUGAUCUCGACUUAUCUUCCAUUGGUGUUCUGAUAUCGAUUCUUCCCAAGUUUAUAGCAUAGGGGUCAAACCAUCUCGACGUUAAACCACGUUCUCACAAAGCCAGAUCAAUCUAGAGACUGAAUGUUAACUGCUGAAUCCUCUUCACCAGCUGAAAGUAAUGAGAGGACAGCACCAACACCCAUGACUAUACAAACAACAUUGCAAGCCUUUGUUCACUAGGAUGUGUUGAUAUUUGUCUGAUGAAUUAAACCAAACAGUACCAAGUUAUCUUA
Biomphalaria glabrata is the source of this 3761-nucleotide messenger RNA. RefSeq lists its product as uncharacterized. The transcript has 4 exons. Bases 853 to 2589 code for a protein of 578 amino acids. The record is from RefSeq and is a predicted model, not a curated record. Lineage: Eukaryota; Metazoa; Mollusca; Gastropoda; Planorbidae.